Messenger RNA from Dromiciops gliroides (monito del monte), 2099 nucleotides. It is a transcript of the gene GHSR, whose product is annotated as growth hormone secretagogue receptor. The transcript has 2 exons. NCBI's taxonomy places the organism in Eukaryota, Metazoa, Chordata, Mammalia, Microbiotheria, Microbiotheriidae. Bases 125 to 1213 code for a protein of 362 amino acids. The record is from RefSeq and is a predicted model, not a curated record. Gene Ontology annotation, cellular component: plasma membrane. Gene Ontology annotation, molecular function: growth hormone secretagogue receptor activity. Gene Ontology annotation, biological process: hormone-mediated signaling pathway; G protein-coupled receptor signaling pathway.
GUGUGCGAAGCACCAGGGGCCCCCGACGCCCCGAAGGACGCGCAGCUGCUUCCCACCUAGCUCAGAGCAUCUUCAGCUCAACCCCGGGCAGUAUCCUCGGGAAGACUCUCGAAUAGGCAGCAGGAUGUGGAACGAGACCCCGAGCCUGGCGAGCGACUCCAACUUCAGCCUGGACUACACCGACGAGCCUUUCAACAGCUCCUGGGUGGACCAGCUGCCCCCCUUCCCCGGAGCCCUGCUCACCGGGGUUACGGUCACCUGCAUCGCCCUAUUCUUCAUAGGCAUCUCGGGCAACCUCAUGACCAUGCUGGUGGUGUCUCGGUUCCGGGACAUGCGAACCACCACCAACCUCUACCUGUCCAGCAUGGCGCUGUCCGACCUGCUGAUCUUCCUCUGCAUGCCCCUGGACCUGUUUCGCCUCUGGCAGUACCGGCCCUGGAACUUCGGCGACUUUCUCUGUAAACUCUUCCAGUUCAUCAGUGAGAGCUGCACUUACUCCACCAUCCUCAACAUCACCGCGCUCAGCAUCGAGAGGUACUUUGCCAUCUGCUUCCCCCUCAGGGCCAAGGUGGUGAUCACGAAGGGCAAGGUGAAGCUCAUCAUCUUGGUCAUCUGGGCUGUGUCCUUCUUCAGCGCUGGCCCGAUCUUUGUCCUGGUAGGAGUGGAGCACGAAAACGGAACCAACCCCAUGGACACUAACGAGUGCAGGCCCACCGAGUUUGCCAUCCAGUCGGGACUGCUCACCAUCAUGGUCUGGAUCUCCAGCAUCUUCUUCUUUCUGCCUGUGUUUUGCCUGACUGUGCUUUACAGCCUCAUUGGGAGAAAACUGUGGAGAAGGAAGAGGGAGGACAUGGGACUGAGUGCUUCUAUCCGAGACAACAAUCACAAACAAACUGUCAAAAUGUUAGCCAUGGUGGUGUUUGCUUUCGUCCUCUGUUGGCUGCCAUUUCAUGUGGGACGCUACUUAUUCUCCAAAUCCUUCGAGCCCGGCUCUUUGGAGAUUGCGGUGAUUAGCCAGUAUUGCAACCUGUUCUCCUUUGUCCUGUUCUAUCUUAGCGCAGCCAUCAACCCCAUCCUUUACAACAUCAUGUCCAAGAAAUACCGCGUGGCUGUCCUCAGGCUCUGGGGACUUGGCCAGUUCUCCCAGAGGAAGCUGUCCACUCUGAAAGAUGACAGUUCUCGGGCAUGGACAGAAUUGAGUAUCAAUACCUGAUCAAAAUAAAGUCAUGAGCAGAACAGUCACAAUUCUGAUAUGAAAGCCAUAAUACAGUAGAUCUUGGUAAGAUGUUCAAAGAUAGGUCUGGAAAUAGGUAAGGAGCCACCCCAGAAAAGUUGUCCUUUUGCCAUCUGGGAUUCAUGGGGGAAAGACUAGGAAAAAGGGUAAGGUUUUUGUUGUAUGAAAAAUUUGGCUUGAUUGAAACCACUCAUCAGGGCUCUUGUCUAACAUUUCUGCUGUGUUCACUCCCUGUGAUUUUCUAUUCACACAUUGGUGCUGAACCAGAGAAAGGAGAAUGCUACUUUGUUUUGGGUGGCUAAAUAUGAAAUUUGGUGUGCUUUUUUAUAAUGAUGAAGAAUAUUCAGGGAAAGGAAUGUUAGUGAUAAAUAUAAAUAUAGAAGAUAUUUAAAACCAAUCAUCUCCAUGUAGUCCUGAAUAUAUGGAAAACAAAAAAAAAUUUACCUUGGUUAAAAUGCCUUAUAAUGAACAUUUUGUGGAGCCAUUUUUCAUUUCAUAGCCAGCAUACUGUGAUCUUACAGUUAGUGAUGAAUUUUGAGAAUCAUUUCCCCAGAGUCAUUUUUAAAGAGAGCUGUUCUUACACUUGGGAGAAGAGAUACUAUGAGCAUUUAAGAUAUUUUCUUGUUUUCAGAGUAUUUAAUUAUCUGCUGUAAUAAUCAAUGAAACUGGAAAGAAUUUUCAAAUGCCUUAUUCAACUCAAUGAUGAAACAGAGGCUGUGGCUGAGGUUUGCAUGUGGGGACCUGCAAAGCUCUUGAAUGAACACAAAAAUUAGGAUGCUUCUGAUGAAAUUGAUCUAGUGGAAAUUCACAAGUGACUUAUGCCAUAAAGAUAGAAAUCUCAUGAAAUUGAGGAAGAUUUUUUUAU